Mesorhabditis spiculigera is the source of this 1335-nucleotide messenger RNA. The record is from the annotation of a GenBank genome assembly. Lineage: Eukaryota; Metazoa; Nematoda; Chromadorea; Rhabditida; Rhabditidae.
AUGUGCCCGGAAGUGUGCUCGAAAUGCCCGGGGAAGGGCACUAUUCAGGCGCAGGGCCCCACCGGCUUCGCGCCUCAGCCCAACCGGAAUAAGAAGGAAGCCGAGCAGCAGCCCACUUUCUUGCCUCAGCAGCCACCCCAGCAACAACAACAGCAGAUUGCUCAGCUACAGACGCCCCCUAGGCCUCAGACACAGCAGAACUUCCUGCCACAGCAGUUUGCGGCACCUAAUGCUCAGCAACAGCAGCAACAGCAACAAUAUCAAGCAGUCGUGGUCACCGCCCCGCCACCCCCACCUGAUGUCACCCCAUCCCGUGAACAAGCCGUCACCCUGGCCCCCCUAGUCCGUAUGCCAUCCGCAGAAGAACUCAACGUGCAGCUCUCCGAGCAACAACGGUUGAUGACCAACGGCCUCUACAGCCAGGUCCCCCAGGCCCAACAAGCCCCCGACCCCCUUGGCCCCGUCGGCGUCCAAUCCCAGCUGGGUCUCCAACAACAACCUGGCGUCACCCCGGCCCCAACGAGUGCCAUGUUCAACCCCUUCCAACCCUUCCUCCAGCAGCUCGGCCUCCCCGUCCCCGACCAGUCCAACCCCUUCAACCUGCCCACCUUCCCGCCCCAUCCGUUCUUCACCACCCCGGCCCCGGUGCCGGCGGGACAGCCGCAACAGGGACAGCAACCCUACUUCGGGCAACAACAGCAAUCCCCCUACGGCCUCCAGCCCCAGCAGCAGUACCCCGGAUUCGGGCAGCAGGUGCAAGCGCAGGUAGCGACGAACACCAUCCAACAAGUUCAACAAGGCCAACAACCCCAGCAGCCUCAGCAGCAAAAUUACGCCUCGAAUCAGCCACAGACCGUUGUGGCCCGCUCGAUCGACUCAGCUCCUCAGACUUUUGAAAAACCCUUCUACGCCGGAGCCGGAGCAGCCCAGUCCAAGGGAGCCGAGAUGGGACAGUGCCCCCGACAGCCCGGCUGGCAGCCGUGCAUCACGAAAGAGGUGGCCAAUCAGCGAUUCUCCAACUGCUGCGCGCGGCUUGGAGAAGGGUGCCAAUCGAUGUGCAACUACGACGCGAACCUCGCCACGAUGCAACUCGCCGUCCUGACCGGUCGCUGCCCCCUCCAAAAAGUUCGCGACAUCAUGAUCUGCGCCUCCGGCUACAAGGACGUCACCCAGUGCUGCCAGGCGUACAACGUCUUUGAGCCUGGCUUCGAGCACUGCCGACCAUAUUGCAACCCGGCCGGUGGCCUUCCGGAAGGCGGGCUCCUCUCCGAGAAGUACAAGUGUCUCGCCAAGUUGUCCUUCAUCCAGCAAUGCUUCUACGUCUCCCAGAACCCG